GGCGGCAGCGGCUGGAGUGAGUGUCUGGCUCGCCGCGCCGAGCGAGGUCCCGGCGUAGGGCCGCGCGCCGGGGCCGCGUCCUGCUCCUUAGGCCGGGGGACGCGCCGGCUCCCACGCUCUGCCAGCUCCCGGUGGUUUCCUAGAAACAUGAUUGUUGGACUUGAUCUCACAGCCCAGUGAGGACUCCUUUACUGAUAAUGUCAAGUUCAGGUUAUCCUCCCAACCAAGGAGCAUUCAGCACAGAACAAAGUCGUUAUCCUCCCCACUCUGUCCAAUACACCUUUCCCAGCACUCGCCACCAGCAGGAGUUUGCAGUCCCUGACUAUCGCUCUUCUCAUCUUGAAGUUAGUCAGGCAUCACAGCUCUUGCAGCAACAGCAACAACAGCAGCUUCGAAGACGACCUUCCUUACUUUCAGAAUUUCACCCAGGGUCUGACAGGCCUCAAGAGAGGAGAACUGGAUAUGAACAGUUUCACCCAGGCCCAUCCACAGUGGAUCAUGAUUCACUGGAAUCCAAGCGACCACGUCUGGAGCAGGUUUCUGAUUCCCAUUUUCAGCGUGUCAGUGCUGCGGUUUUACCUUUAGUGCACACGCUGCCAGAAGGAUUGAGGUCUUCUGCAGAUGCUAAGAAGGAUCCAGCAUUUGGAGGCAAACAUGAAGCUCCAUCUUCUCCAAUCUCUGGGCAACCAUGUGGAGAUGAUCAAAAUGCUUCACCUUCCAAGCUUUCAAAAGAAGAGUUAAUACAGAGUAUGGAUCGUGUAGAUAGAGAAAUUGCGAAAGUAGAACAGCAGAUCCUUAAACUGAAAAAGAAACAACAACAGCUCGAAGAAGAAGCAGCUAAACCUCCUGAGCCUGAAAAGCCUGUGUCCCCUCCUCCUGUGGAACAGAAACACCGCAGUAUUGUCCAAAUUAUUUACGAUGAGAAUCGGAAAAAAGCAGAAGAAGCUCAUAAAAUUUUUGAAGGUCUUGGCCCAAAAGUUGAACUGCCACUCUAUAACCAGCCAUCAGAUACAAAGGUGUACCAUGAGAACAUCAAGACUGGAGUACCUGCAAGGCGCAUGAUGAAAAACCAGGUGAUGAGGAAAAAACUCAUUUUAUUUUUUAAAAGAAGAAAUCAUGCAAGAAAACAAAGGGAACAAAAAAUCUGCCAACGUUAUGAUCAGCUCAUGGAAGCAUGGGAGAAAAAAGUGGACAGAAUAGAAAACAAUCCCCGGAGGAAAGCUAAAGAAAGCAAAACAAGAGAGUACUAUGAAAAGCAGUUUCCAGAAAUUCGAAAACAGAGAGAACAGCAAGAAAGAUUUCAGCGAGUUGGGCAGAGGGGCGCUGGUCUUUCAGCCACCAUUGCUAGGAGUGAACAUGAGAUUUCUGAAAUUAUUGAUGGUCUCUCUGAGCAAGAGAAUAAUGAGAAACAAAUGCGGCAGCUCUCUGUGAUCCCACCUAUGAUGUUUGAUGCAGAGCAAAGACGGGUCAAGUUCAUUAACAUGAAUGGGCUUAUGGAGGACCCUAUGAAGGUUUAUAAAGAUAGGCAAUUUAUGAAUGUUUGGACUGACCACGAGAAGGAGAUCUUUAAGGACAAGUUUAUCCAGCAUCCAAAAAACUUUGGACUAAUUGCAUCCUACUUGGAAAGGAAGAGUGUUCCUGAUUGUGUUUUAUAUUACUAUUUAACCAAGAAAAAUGAGAAUUACAAAGCCCUAGUGAGAAGGAAUUAUGGAAAACGCAGAGGCAGAAAUCAGCAGCAAAUUGCCCGACCCUCACAAGAAGAAAAAGUAGAAGAAAAAGAAGAGGAUAAAGCAGAAAAAACAGAAAAAAAAGAAGAAGAAAAGAAAGAUGAAGAGGAAAAGGAUGAGAAGGAGGACUCUAAAGAAAAUACCAAGGAAAAGGAUAAGAUGGAAGCUACAACAGAAGAAACUGAGGAGAGAGAACAGUCCACGCCUAGGGGGCGAAAAACUGCCAACAGUCAAGGCCGCCGGAAGGGGCGAAUCACCAGGUCCAUGACAAAUGAAGCGGCAGCUGCCAGUGCCGCAGCUGCAGCUGCCACUGAAGAGCCUCCACCACCUCUGCCACCACCACCAGAACCUGUUUCCACAGAGCCUGUGGAGACCUCUCGAUGGACAGAAGAAGAAAUGGAAGUGGCUAAAAAAGGCCUAGUAGAACAUGGCCGUAACUGGGCAGCAAUUGCCAAAAUGGUGGGAACUAAAAGUGAAGCUCAGUGUAAAAACUUCUAUUUUAACUAUAAAAGACGACACAAUCUCGACAACCUCUUGCAACAGCAUAAACAGAAAGCUUCACGAAAACCUCGUGAAGAACGUGAUGUGUCUCAGUGUGAAAGUGUUGCUUCCACCGUUUCUGCUCAGGAAGAUGAAGAUAUUGAAGCUUCCAAUGAAGAAGAAAAUCCUGAAGAUAGUGAAGGUGCUGAAAAUAGUUCUGAUACAGAAAGUGCUCCUUCUCCUUCACCAGUUGAAGCUGUCAAGCCCAGCGAAGACAGCAGUGAAAAUGCUGCUUCUCGAGGAAAUCCCGAACCCAUGGCUGAUGUGGACUCCACUACAGAAACGGCACCGGUUGCAUCUCCUUCCUCAGCAGUUCCAAGUACAAAACCAGCUGAAAAUGAAAGUGUGGAGACCAAGGUGAAUGACAACAUCAGUGUUGAGACAGCAGAGCCAAUGGAUGUAGACCAUCAGGAGCACAGUGCUGAAGCAGGUUCUGUUCUUGAUCCCCCAACCACUACCAAAGCAGACACGGUGGAUGUUGAAAUGAGGGUGCCUGAAAACAGUGCAUCUAAAGGUGAUGGAGAUACCAAAGAAAGAGACUUGGAGAGAGCCAGUGAGAAGACAGAGCCUAGAGAUGAGGAUUUGGUGGUGGCUCAGCAGAUAAAUGUCCAAAGACCAGAGCCCCAGUCAGAUAAUGAUUCCAGUGCAACAUGCAGUGCUGAUGAAGAUGUGGAUGGAGACCCCGAGAGGCAGAGAAUGUUUCCUAUGGACACAAAGCCUUCAUUAUUAAACCCCACUGGAUCUAUACUAGUCUCAUCCCCAAUAAAACCAAAUCCAUUGGAUCUGCCACAGCUUCAGCAUCGAGCUGCUGUUAUACCACCAAUGGUUUCUUGCACCCCUUGUAAUAUACCACUUGGAACCCCUGUGAGUGGCUAUGCUCUCUACCAGCGACACAUCAAGGCAAUGCAUGAAUCAGCACUCCUGGAGGAACAGCGGCAGAGGCAAGAACAAAUAGAUUUGGAAUGUAGAAGUUCUACAAGUCCAUGUGGCACUUCCAAGAGUCCAAAUAGAGAAUGGGAAGGAAAAUCAGUCGCCUAUAUGCCUUAUGCUGAGGUCAAACGUGCUCUAGAACAGGAAGCACAGAUGCACAGUACCGCAGCAAGGUCAGCCUCACCGUGUAGGCUCUCUCCAAGAGAAGUCAGUAAAGCCGCUCCACGGCCCGAUAUGAGUACAGCCCGCUAUAGUGUCCCGCCAGUUCUUCAACCUGCUCCACAUCAAGUGAUAACUAAUCUCCCUGAAGGGGGUCGACUUCCAACAACUCGACCAACCAGGCCACCACCACCUCUUAUCCCAUCAUCCAAAACCACAAUGGCUUCAGAAAAACCAUCUUUUAUAAUGGGAGGCUCUAUCUCACAGGGCACGCCUGGCACUUACAUGACUUCUCAUAAUCAGGCUUCCUAUACUCAAGAAACGGCUAAGCCCUCUGUGGGGUCUAUCUCUCUUGGACUGCCAAGACAGCAGGAAUCCACCAAAUCAGCUACUUUGCCCUAUAUCAAGCAGGAAGAAUUUUCUCCCCGGAGCCAAAAUUCACAGCCUGAGGGUUUAUUGGUCAGGGCCCAACAUGAAGGCGUGGUCAGAGGUACCACAGGAGCUAUCCAAGAAGGAAGUAUAACUCGAGGAACUCCAACCAGCAAAAUUUCAGUGGAGAGUAUCCCUUCUCUACGUGGCUCUAUCACUCAGGGGACCCCAGCUCUGUCCCAGGCUGGCAUACCAACUGAGACUUUGGUGAAGGGGUCCAUUUCUCGGAUACCCAUUGAAGAGAGCAGUCCUGAGAAAGGCAGAGAAGAAGCUGCAUCCAAAGGCCAUGUUAUUUAUGAAGGCAAAAGUGGACACAUUUUAUCAUAUGAUAGUAAGUAUGAUAUUAAGAAUGCCAGAGAAGGAACCAGGAGUCCAAGAACAGCACACGAAGUCAGUUUAAAAAGAAGCUAUGACUCAGUGGAAGGGAAUAUAAAACAAGGGAUGUCAAUGAGGGAGUCUCCUGUAUCAGCACCAUUAGAGGGACUAAUAUGCCGAGCAUUACCCAGGGGGAGUCCUCAUUCUGACCUCAAAGAAAGAACUGUGCUGUCUGGCUCUAUAAUGCAGGGCACACCAAGGGCAACAACUGAAAGCUUUGAAGAUGGCCUUAAGUAUCCCAAACAGAUUAAAAGGGAAAGUCCUCCGAUACGAGCAUUUGAGGGUGCCAUUACCAAAGGAAAACCAUAUGAUGGCAUCACCACCAUCAAAGAAAUGGGGCGUUCCAUUCAUGAGAUUCCACGGCAAGAUAUUCUAACUCAGGAAAGCCGAAAAACUCCAGAAGUGGUCCAGAGCACAAGGCCAAUAAUUGAGGGUUCCAUCUCCCAGGGCACACCAAUAAAGUUUGACAGCAACUCAGGUCAAUCUGCCAUCAAACACAAUGUCAAAUCCUUAAUAACGGGGCCUAGCAAACUACCCCGUGGAUUGCCUGCACUGGAAAUUGUACCAGAGAAUAUAAAAGUGGUGGAAAGGGGAAAAUAUGAAGAUGUGAAAGCAGGUGAGCCAGUGCGUUCCCGGCACACGUCGGUGGUGAGCUCCGGCCCCUCCGUUCUCAGGUCCACACUUCAUGAAGCUCCAAAAGCACAGCUGAGCCCGGGAAUUUACGAUGACUCCAGUGCUCGGAGGACCCCUGUGAGUUAUCAGAACACCAUGUCCAGAGGCUCGCCUAUGAUGAACAGAACUUCUGAAGUUACGAUCUCUUCUAGCAAGUCUGCCAAUCAUGAAAGGAAGUCAACACUGACCCCUACCCAAAGGGAAAGUAUACCAGCUAAGUCUCCAGUGCCUGGGGUAGAUCCUGUUGUGAGCCACAGCCCAUUUGACCCUCAUCACCGGAGCAGCGCCGCAGGGGAAGUUUAUCGGAGCCACCUUUCCACACACCUGGAUCCAGCCAUGCCUUUUCACAGGGCUCUGGAUCCUGCAGCUGCUGCUUACCUGUUUCAGAGACAGCUUUCACCAACUCCAGGCUACCCAAGUCAGUAUCAGCUUUAUGCAAUGGAAAACACAAGGCAGACAAUCCUAAAUGAUUACAUUACCUCACAGCAGAUGCAAGUGAACUUGCGCCCAGAUGUAGCCAGAGGACUCUCCCCAAGAGAGCAACCACUGGGUCUCCCAUACCCAGCCACAAGAGGAAUCAUUGAUCUGACCAAUAUGCCUCCAACGAUAUUAGUGCCUCAUCCAGGGGGAACAAGCACUCCUCCCAUGGACAGAAUCACUUAUAUUCCUGGUACACAGAUUACUUUCCCUCCCAGGCCAUACAAUUCUGCUUCUAUGUCUCCAGGACACCCAACACAUCUUGCAGCAGCAGCAAGUGCAGAGAGGGAGCGGGAGAGGGAGAGGGAACGGGAGAAGGAGAGGGAGCGCGAACGGGAGCGGGAGCGGAUUACUGCAGCUUCCUCUGACCUCUACUUGCGACCAGGCUCAGAACAGCCUGGCAGACCUGGUAGUCAUGGAUAUGUUCGCUCCCCGUCCCCUUCAGUAAGAACUCAGGAGCCCAUGUUGCAGCAAAGACCCAGUGUUUUCCAGGGAACCAAUGGAACCAGUGUAAUCACACCUUUGGAUCCAACUGCUCAGCUACGAAUCAUGCCACUGCCUGCUGGGGGCCCUUCAAUAAGCCAAGGCCUGCCAGCCUCCCGCUACAACACUGCUGCGGAUGCCCUGGCUGCUCUUGUGGAUGCUGCAGCUUCUGCACCCCAGAUGGAUGUUUCCAAAACAAAAGAGAGUAAGCAUGAAGCUGCCAGGUUAGAAGAAAAUUUGAGAAGCAGGUCAGCAGCAGUUAGUGAACAGCAGCAGCUAGAGCAGAAAACCCUGGAGGUGGAGAAGAGAUCUGUUCAAUGUCUGUACACUUCUUCAGCCUUUCCAAGUGGCAAGCCCCAGCCUCAUGCUUCAGUAGUGUAUUCUGAGGCUGGGAAAGAUAAAGGGCCUCCUCCAAAAUCCAGAUAUGAGGAAGAGCUAAGAACCCGAGGGAAGACUACCAUUACUGCAGCUAACUUCAUAGACGUGAUCAUCACCCGGCAAAUUGCCUCGGACAAGGAUGCAAGGGAACGUGGCUCUCAAAGUUCAGACUCUUCUAGUAGCUUAUCUUCUCACAGAUAUGAAACACCUAGUGAUGCUAUAGAAGUCAUAAGUCCUGCCAGCUCACCUGCACCACCCCAGGAAAAACUGCAGGCCUAUCAACCAGAGAUUGUUAAGGCAAAUCAAACAGAAACCGAUCCCACCAGACAGUAUGAAGGACCACUGCAUCACUAUCGACCCCAGCAGGAAUCACCAUCUCCACAACAGCAGCUGCCUCCUUCUUCACAAGGAGAGGGGAUGGGCCAAGUGCCUAGGACCCAUCGGCUAAUCACACUUGCUGAUCACAUCUGUCAAAUUAUCACACAAGAUUUUGCUAGAAAUCAAGUUUCCUCACAGCCUCCCCAGCAGCCUCCAACUUCUACAUUCCAGAAUUCACCAUCUGCUUUGGCGGCUACAACUGUGAGGACUAAAACCUCAAGUCGCUAUAGCCCAGAAUCCCAGUCUCAAUCUGUCCUUCAUCAAAGACCAGGCUCUAGAGUCUCUCCAGAAAAUCUUGUGGACAAAUCCCGGGGAAGCAGACCUGGGAAAUCUCCAGAGAGAAGUCACGUCCCUUCAGAGCCCUAUGAGCCCAUCUCCCCACCCCAGGUUCCAGUUGUGCAUGAGAAACAGGACAACAUGUUGCUGUUAUCUCAGAGGGGCUCGGAGCCUACAGAGCAGAGAAAUGAUUCCCGCUCACCAGGGAGUAUAAGCUACUUGCCUUCAUUCUUCACCAAGCUUGAAAAUACAUCACCCAUGGUUAAAUCAAAGAAGCAGGAGAUUUUUCGUAAGUUGAACUCUUCUGGUGGAGGUGACUCUGAUAUGGAUGAGAAAACUGAGACUCAGAGAGGUUUAAUAACGGGCGCAGGUUACAUAACUACAGCUGCUCAGCCAGGAACUGAGAUCUUCAAUCUGCCAGCAGUUACUACAUCAGGCUCAGUUAGCUCUAGAAGUCAUUCUUUUGCUGAUCCUGCGAGUAAUCUUGGUCUAGAAGAUAUUAUAAGGAAGGCUCUCAUGGGAAGCUUUGAUGACAAAGUUGAGGAUCAUGGAGUUGUCAUGCCCCAGCCUGUGGGAGUAGUGCCUGGUAGUGCCAGCACCUCAGUUGUGACCAGCAAUGAGACCAGGAGAGAUGAAGGAGACCCAUCACCUCACUCGGCAGGAGUUUGCAAACCAAAGCUGAUGAGCAAGUCAAACAGCAGAAAGUCUAAAUCUCCUAUCCCUGGGCAAGGAUAUUUAGGAACUGAACGGCCCUCAUCAGUAUCCUCUGUACAUUCAGAAGGUGAUUACCAUAGACAGACACCAGGCUGGGCCUGGGAAGACAGGCCCUCCUCGACAGGCUCAACUCAGUUUCCUUAUAACCCUCUGACUAUGCGGAUGCUCAGCAGUACACCACCAACAUCCAUUGCAUGUGCUCCCUCUGCUGUGAACCAAGCAGCUCCUCACCAACAGAACCGGAUCUGGGAGCGAGAGCCAGCCCCUCUGCUCUCUGCACAAUAUGAGACUCUAUCCGAUAGUGAUGACUGAACUGCACAGGGAAGGAAUGGGAAGCAGGGAAUGGGCACAGAGGAGGGAGCUUUAGUUUUUUGGUAAUUUUAUUUUCAGUUGCAGGUCAAAAACCUGCCCUCCCAUAACUUGUGCCCAGAGACUUCAGGAGAGCCAGGGCCACAGAUGAAGAAAAAAUGAUGGAAAUUCAUUUGGAAAAUCAAAUGGGGGUGGGGGGAACUGCCUCUGAUACAGGCUAUUCAGUGGAUUCUAAUAAUAGUGGAGGGUUGAAAUGUAGUUUCAAAAGUGGACAAUUUCUGUUCUUACAUCUGUUUAUAAAGAAAAUCAUAAUGUCUUUAAAUCACUCUUAUGUAAAUAGAUGACCUUUUUGCAGUGUAUCCCCUUGCUGUAGUAUCUGGUGUACUUAUGUUCAAAUCAGCGCAUCAACGUUGGGGGUAAUUUUUUAAAAUCUUUUUUGUCUAUCUUUUUAACCCUAGCCUUCUAAACAAACCUCAUACAGCCCAGUUAUAAUGUUGGCUGUCACGGGCAUUGUACUUUUAUCUGAUUUUGUUCUCUCUAAAUUCAGCUUCCCAGUGAUGUUUAAAAUUUUGUGAAAAUGUUUAGAUUUUUAACAGAGACCCUGUCAUAAAAUCUAUACAUUAGGGUCAAAAGGUAGGAGCAACAGAAUUCUGCCAUACUGUAAUUUCCAAUGCAGGCUUUAAAUUUUUUUUCCACUAGUAGCACUGAAAAAAAUAUUACUGCAUGGAUAUGUUAUAGUUCAGUUUUUAAAGUUUUAAAGGCUUAUUUGAGGCAUACCUCACUGUUAUGCACACUGGUAAUUUAACCAUGCCCCUAAGUAUUCCUUUUCUUCUGCAUUUGAUGCAGUCCAACAAAGCUUUUGUUUUGAAAUAAAUUUGACUACCCUGUCCAUAGCUACAGAUUAUUUGUUAUUUAAGGCUCUGUUGUCUCAGGUUUCAAAGGAAAAACUUACACAUUUUUCUUAGUUUGAUAUAUGAUUGGUUGAGAUAAAAUUAGAUAAUGAUCUGUGUAUGAUCAUCUGUGUAUUAUCUCAUUCUCUUUUGUGCUGCAUCCUGAACAAGUGUCAUGGUGAACACACAGUCCUUUUCCAUCUCUACAUGUCACCAUCUACAUUGUUUCCUUGGGAAAUAAUUUACUAUCAUUCUUCAUUUCACAGAUUCAAGGUACAAAUAAUUUAAAAGACUAAGUCCUAAUUAUACUGAAGGGUCAGUUUUAUCCAUCAUUAAGAAUUGCUUUUAAAAUUUUUUCCAUACAAUUUAAUCACAGCAUUUAAGCAUUUUUCCAUAGCAUAUAAAUACUAAUGGUUUGGGGGAAAUGCUACUGAUAACUGGAAGGAAGUCUCAGAAUGAGUAAUUAGCAUUUUAUAGACUUUCAAGUAAACCUAAGAUAAAUCUUUUCAAGCCUCUUAGGUAAAUGGGUCUAUGAUUAACUGCUGAGACCCUCCUAUCACCUGUUUUACAGACAUAGGCCCAUAUCGUUCAAUAAGUGACAAACAGGCUCUAACCCAUGUAUGUCUGCAAUCAAAACCUUUACACCUGUCAGUCCCCACUUUUCUUCGUCCUCAAAAUAAACUUUAGCUCAGGCUUAGUGGUCGGAGUUCUUAUUACUUACAAAGUUGAAGCCUUUAUAAUAAUAAUCAAACAUAAUUUUAACGUGAAUGGAAAAUAACUAAAUGUUCUAAUGAAUGUUUUCUGCUUAAAGGUUUUUUUCUUUUUCAGGUACUGAUAAUAUUUUUGAACUUUGUUGCCAACUGACCCAAACAGAUCAUGAUAUUUUUCUAUGAUCCUGAGGGUCUUAAGCUAUCUAUCCCAAGUCAGGUUAGUUUCUGAGAACCUACUGGAUCAGAGCCUAACUUGUCACUUUUGCAGUUCCAUUCAAGUACCCCAAGGUGAGCUGCCACUAACACCAUCCUCAUCCCAACACAUUUAUGUAAUGCUCCAUCUACCAUCACCUGGAGAAGAGAUUUUAGAAUGGAAGAUAAAAAUCCAUCAUUUUUUAAGUCAAAAACAAUAAAAAGAAGAAUUCUCAUACAGCUUACCUACAAAGCAAAUUAUUUAAGAGGGGCAGAGGUACAUCUUACCAUGAUGUAAAUCUCAAGCACAGCAUUUGAGAAUGACUGAUAACUUGCUGAAGUUAGGUGCAAACCAAGGCAUAUAACAUCUUGGCAGGCUGAGAUUUAAAAUCAUCCUUACAACUUGAUUUUUAGCACUCAGAACAUAAUCAAGGUCUUCCAAUACUGUUGAUAGAAGUAUUUUCACAAUUUUCCAUUUUAUGUUUAUAGUUGGAUAUUUCACAAUACAAUUUUGGUAUGUUGAUUAUAUUUUGGAUAUAUUUAUGCCCUGAAAAUUCCAGUGACAUAAGACACAGUACAGUUCAAAAUUUCAAACUACACUAUUUUAAACAUUUACAUUUAAAUUCAAACCAAUCAGUAAAGGAGGUCGGUCCUUUUCUUGCUUCACUACCUUGUUUUAUAACAACUUUCAUGAGAAUACCCGCAUGCAGAGACUUUUUGAAAAUUCAGUUUCUCCAGGAGAGGAACCACAAACCGAAUCAUUGUGGAAGAUUAAAAAUUCUUAAAUAAAACUUGGAGUGAAAAACCUAA
Molecule: messenger RNA, 10449 nt
Organism: Marmota monax (woodchuck)
Lineage: Eukaryota; Metazoa; Chordata; Mammalia; Rodentia; Sciuridae
Gene: Ncor1
Product: nuclear receptor corepressor 1
Exons: 49
Coding region: 198-7850 (2550 amino acids)
Biological process (GO): negative regulation of transcription by RNA polymerase II
Molecular function (GO): transcription corepressor activity; nuclear thyroid hormone receptor binding
Source: RefSeq, a predicted model, not a curated record